Molecule: messenger RNA, 1299 nt
Organism: Hansenula ciferrii
Lineage: Eukaryota; Fungi; Ascomycota; Saccharomycetes; Phaffomycetales; Wickerhamomycetaceae
Gene: RCH1
Product: Rch1p
Exons: 1
Coding region: 1-1299 (432 amino acids)
Cellular component (GO): plasma membrane
Source: RefSeq, a predicted model, not a curated record
AUGUCAUCAUCAGUAUCGGAUAAACAAAAUACCCCAAAAAGGUUCCUCAUUUGGUUUAAAAAUUUUUGUAUUGCACAAUGGUUUUUCAUAACAUUAGCUAUAUUUAUUGUUAUUGCAAGAUUUGCUCCAAAUUUCGCAAGACAUGGUGGAUUAAUUAGAGCUGAAUAUUCUAUUGGUUAUGGUGCUGUUGCUGUUAUUUUCUUACAAUCUGGGUUAUCAAUGGGUACAAAAGAAUUAAUGAAAAAUAUGGGUCAUUGGAGAGCUCAUUUAACUAUCAUUGUUAUAUCAUUUUUAAUUACUUCAGCUAUAAUGUUUGGUUUGGCAACUGCUAUAAAAUCAGCUAAUGAUCCUCAUAUUGAUAAAUAUGUUCUUUUGGGGUUAUUAGUUACAUGUACAUGUCCAACUACUGUUUCUUCAAAUGUUGUGAUGACUGGUAAUGCAAAUGGUAAUAAAGUUUUAUGUUUAACUGAAGUUAUGAUUGGUAAUAUUCUAGGAGCUUUCAUUUCACCAGCUAUUUUACAAAUGUAUACAUCAGCUUCAGGUUGGGAAUUCGGUAAUCCAGCAUCUGAAACUUCAAUCCAACAUUUAUAUGGAGAAGUUAUGAAACAAUUAGGUUUAUCAGUAUUUGUACCAGUAUUUGUUGGUCAAAUUAUACAAAAUUUAUUCCCCAAACAAACCAAGAAAUUCUUAACAGUAACAAAAUUCAAUAAAGUUGGUAGUUUUUGUUUGAUUUUAGUUAUGUUUUCUUCAUUUUCCACUGCAUUUUAUCAAAAAGCAUUUACAUCAGUUCCAAAAGCUUCAAUUAUAUUCCUUGUUUUCUUUAAUAUUGGUAUUUAUUUAUUAUUUACUUUGAUUUGUUUCAUAAUGGCAAGACCAUAUCCAUUAAAUUUUAUUUUUGGUAAUGAACCAAAUGAAAAUUCAUCAUUUAUAUAUAAAUGGAGUUAUAAGAUUUUUAAACCUUUUUAUUAUAAUAGAGCAGAUACAAUUACCGUGAUGUUUUGUGGUGCUGCUAAAACUGCCGCUCUAGGUGUUUCAUUAGUCUCUUCACAAUAUGGUGAUGAUUAUGAAUACUUGGGGAGAUUAUUAGCAGCUUUAGUUCUUUAUCAAUCAGAACAAGUUAUAACUGCUCAAGUUUUAGUUAAUAUUUUUAAAAAAUGGGAAAAAUUAGAUCAUCCUGAAUUAAUUGCCCAAGGGAAAAAUGAUGAAGAAACUGGUAAAAUUGAUAGUGGUGAUCAAAGUAUAAGUUCUGAUAAUGUGGAAAAUAAUUAUGAUAAUAAUGCAGAAGAUGAAAAGAAAUGA